UCUCUCUAACGAUCAUGGCGUCGAACACCCACGCCGACGGCCUCCGUGCCCUCCUCCUCCAGUACUGCACACACACGCCCGAGUUUGCCCAGCUCCAGGAGGGCUACGGCCAGUGCCUUGCCGCCCAUGGCCUGCCCGACGUGGCCCAGCCAGGGCCGGACCACAUGCGCCUCUGCGGCCAGUUCCUGCAAGCCAUCCGCAUGGGUGCAGAGCGCUGCUCCAAGAAGGUGCUGUCUGUGCUGGUGACGGACGCAUCCGAGUGCAAGGCCGAGUUUAAGGCCUUUGGCGAUGCGUUGGACAACCCUUCGUCGUCUUGGGGCGGGUGGGGCGCCAAGAACACGGAUACGACGCUGGACGCCCUGGUGGCGUGCCAUCACGCCAAGGUCCAGCAGAUCGAGGGUGCUGACUCUCUUGAUUUCGCCGGCGGCGACACAUGCCUCGACCCGUCGACCCUCGGCUCGUCAACUCCGUCCGACAGCGAGAAGGUCUGCGUCGAGUCGAUCUCCAAGUUCCUGGCCAACAUCGGGAUGCACAAGAACAUGUAACAAGUUAAAUCGUAGAGCAUGCAGA
Thecamonas trahens ATCC 50062 is the source of this 570-nucleotide messenger RNA. RefSeq lists its product as uncharacterized. The coding region runs from base 15 to 545 and encodes 176 amino acids. The transcript is spliced from 2 exons. The record is from RefSeq and is a predicted model, not a curated record. NCBI's taxonomy places the organism in Eukaryota, Apusomonadida, Apusomonadidae.